AUGGUGAUCAGCCAGUGGGGUCUUUUGUAUGGGCUACAGUCAACUUCACAGUGCAGCGUAGAGCAUGGAAACACUGCACCAUGCCCCUGGCACAAGACCCACCACUGGGCUAUAGCCUUCUCCAGAUACGCGCACAUGCGUGAAGAACAUGGCACCCAAAGCGAGUACCAGCAAGCGUUGGACUUCAAGAAAGCGGAUGCCGCAGCCAUGGGCCAGCUGCUCCUCAUCAAGCAAGAUCAAGCAGACUUGGACUGGGAGAGACAGCUGGCGGGAGCGCUGAAAGAGGCUGAGGCCCGAUGUGUGGCAAACCAUGGACGAGCUCCGUGGGGCUGCCGUUGGUUCGAAGAGUGGAGGAAGAACGCACACGACGCGGCGGAGCUGGGUCAAACGCUGCACGUGUUCUACUUUGAGGGCAAGACAGGCCAAGGCAAGAUUGCCUGGCAGGAGCUUUCUGACCCAAAGGUGAGAGAGAAAGUUCGAUCGUAUAGCGGUCUGGGUGCAUCGCAGACAGCAGAGGUGGCUUACUUGGACAAAGAGGGCCUGAGGUAUGUGGAGCACGACAUUAGGGAGUUUGAGAUCUUGAUGGGUGCCAGUGGGAUCACGGCGGAUUGGACCGCGAAUCCGCCACCUUGCGAACCACAGGUUCAGCAUUAA
Messenger RNA from Symbiodinium natans, 654 nucleotides. Lineage: Eukaryota; Dinophyceae; Suessiales; Symbiodiniaceae. The record is from the annotation of a GenBank genome assembly.